Microdochium trichocladiopsis is the source of this 3234-nucleotide messenger RNA. RefSeq lists its product as uncharacterized. Lineage: Eukaryota; Fungi; Ascomycota; Sordariomycetes; Xylariales; Microdochiaceae. The coding region runs from base 106 to 2949 and encodes 947 amino acids. The record is from RefSeq and is a predicted model, not a curated record. The transcript is spliced from 6 exons.
GAUGGGCCGCUUCCAAGCUUCGGCAAGCCAUCUGCCGAGCAUCGACCAAAAUUCCGUUACUGGCUCCCUGAUGCUGAUGUCGAUCACAACAUCGUGCGUGAGGACAUGCGUGCCGCCAAGGAUAUCGGGGCUGGCGGGAUCGAGUUUCUUCCCUUCUAUAAUUAUGGCUACGGCACCCCGGCUCUGGGGCAUUAUGCCACCUACGCCUUCGGCAAGCCUGCUUUCGUCGAUGUCCUCACCACGGCUCUCGAGACAUGCAAGGCUGAAGGUCUCGUCAUGGAUGUUGCCCUUGGUGCCAGCCAGGGCCAAGGUGUGCCUGCCAAGCCCUUGACCACAGGUUUGGCUGUUCAGCUAGUCUAUGGCUCUUUGACGGUGGAAAGUGGCGAGGAGUUCUCCGGGGCAGUACCACCGCCCAACCUCAAUUGGAACGAGGACACGUCUUUUAUGCAGCCAGGCGAGCGGUUUGGCGGCAGCAAACUUAUCGGUGUUUCAGCUGGCGCCGUCAAGUCCACAAACCAAACCGCGUCGCAAACAUUCGUGGCAUUGGAUGAGAAGUCUCUGAUUGAUCUUACAGCAGAAGUCCAGAAUGGACAGCUCACGUGGCGGCCCCCAAUCGACGGCAACGCAUAUGUCAUAUUCGCAACCUACGAGCGGUAUACGAACCAAAGAGCUUGUGUUGGCAUCCCAACAGAUGUCAUUGCCAACGGCUCGUGGGUCACUGACAAGUUCAGCGCCGCUGGCGCCAAGCUAGUUACCGAGUUCUGGGAACAGAAUAUCCUGACUGUCGAGGUGCGCGAGCUCCUUCAGGCUGUUGGCCAGCACACAUGGGAGGACAGUAUGGAGAUCCAAGCUGCCCUCUACUGGUCCGAGAGCCUCCUCGAUCGCUUCAAGGCCAACAGAGGCUACGAUCCAGUCAAGUACCUGCCUCUCCUCUUCCACCCGUCGACUGCAUGGGGGAAUCAUGGAGCCCCUUACGACACGACGUACUAUCUGGAAGCCUCUGAAGAUACGGGCCAGAGCAAGUAUCUUCAGGACUACCGCGCCACUCUUGAUGAAGGCUAUGUGGAGUAUUUGGAGACACUCGCGACUUGGGCACAGAGUAUUGGCCUGUCGCACUCCUGUCAGGUGGCCUACAACAUCCCUGUUGAUAUGCUCGCGGCAAUUCCCGCAGUGGCUGGACCGGAACUUGAAUCUCUAGGCUUUCCCGAGGUCGACAUGAUGCUCCAGUUCGUCGGGGCGGCGCACAUCUCCCGGCAUAACAUCGUGUCGACAGAGAUAGGCGCGGUCCAGACAGGCGGCUAUAGUUUAACUGUCCCGGGCCUGCUCAGUCUCUUCCACGAUGCCUUCUCGAGCGGUGUCAACCUCAUGGUGGUCCACGGCAUGCCGUACGGUGGUGAAGAGGAGGGAUCGACCUGGCCCGGCUACACAACGUUCCAGUUCAUAUAUACCGAGAUGUGGAGCCCCAAGCAGCCAGCGUGGCAGUACAUGAAUGAACAGAUGGAAUACACGGCCAGGACCCAGCUUGCGCUGCAAGCUGGUAACCCCAAGACGGAUGUCGCCUUCUACCUGUACCAAGAUCCGUACAGGAUUACCGUGAAGCGAAAUGGUUCAGAUCUGCGCGCAGCUGGCCUGAGUUACGAGUACCUCUCACCGGCAAACAUCAUUAGCGAGAAUGCCAAGGUGACCGGUGGUGAGCUAGACGCUGCUGGCGCAGGGUACCGUGCUUUCGUGCUCGACCAGGAGGACUUCAUCACAGCAGAGGCGGCGGAGAAGCUGGUCGAGUUCGUUGAGGCAGGACUCCCCGUCGUGAUCGUGGGCGCACUCCCUAGCAAGUCAAUCGGCUCGAGCAGCCAGGAGGCCGUAACCAAGGCGAUUUCUAGGCUCACGCAAGCCGAUUAUCCCAAUCUCAAAAUCAUCGACUCGGUCGACACCCUUGUGCAAGCAUUGAACGCCCUUUCCGUCGUGCCGCGGGUACAGGUUUCUUCACAGACCACCGGAGCAACCCAGAACCUUUACCACCACCUCAGGUCCGACGGCGCCUCAGAUUUCCUAUACGUUCGGAACAAGGACAUCCCUGCCACCUUUGAUAUCAGCAUUGAAGCCAGCAAGGACAAAGUUCCUUAUAGGCUGGACGCGUGGACGGGUAAGCAGGAAGCUGUGGCAGUAUAUGAACACUUACAGGGCAGGAUCAGGCUCCAGGUGACACUUCAAAAGGACCAAUCUAGCCUUUUCGCUCUAGGACCGGCGCCCAAAAGGUCAGUGGCUCACGUCGUCUCGCACUCAAGCAAUGUCGCCAAGGCCUUUUACGAUGAUAAGGGCAGGCUUUUCAUCGCCGUCGACGAUGCUGAGGCGGCGACAGUGACAUUGUCGAGUGGAGAGACGCGUCAGAUCCCUGCGCUCAUCGGUGCUGAGAAUUCUACGCUGCUUGACAUCGAAGUGGGACCCUGGAACCUGACCGUAGAGUCCUGGGUUCCAAGCCUGGAUACCACAACCUUUAAAUCUGUUAAGGUCCCCAUCAAUCUCGGACUUCUAGAUGUGCUGAAGCCCUGGUCCGAGAUCCCCGCAGUCCAAAACGUGUCUGGGGUGGGCAUCUAUACGGCGGACUUCAACUCGCCCACACUUCCAGGCGGCGCAGCCGUAACCAUCAUCGACUUCGGCCCCGUGCUUCACACGCUACGUACGUGGGUUAACGGCAAGCAGCUGCCACCUAUAGACAGUUUCGGCGCACAGGUCGACAUCUCAGACUACCUCGUCCCUGCUGGGAAGCGCAACUCAAUCCGGGUCGAGGUGUCGUCAACACUGUUCAACGCCGUUAAGGCUCGCGUCAACUACAUCAAGGCGAAUGGGUUUGGCCCCAGCGUUCCAGAGUUUUACACCACGGCAGGCUGGCAGCCCCACGGCCUCGUUGGGCCAGUCACGAUUAAGACGUUCCGUAGGAUAUCUAUGUAGGAGGUUAAGCGAUGUAACGUGGACAUGGCCGCAACGUUCAUCAGUCAUAAACAUAGAUGAGCAAGUCGAUUGUGGACACUCCGUAGCCUCCCUAGCGAAAACUCCCCCAGAAAUAGUAUUUCUAGGCUCAGCUGUAAAGGUACAGCCACUUUGUAGUGGGAGAAGCCGCAGGAUCAAGACCUUAAAGCCGCCUUCUCCAUGGAAAUAUCAGGAGAUCUGUGGUUAUGUGUGCUUGCUGAUUCGCAGGGAGCAUUGAAGGGAGAGCCGUAGACGAAGAUAUAAGAU